This is a messenger RNA of Ornithodoros turicata, 957 nucleotides long. Its product is annotated as STING ER exit protein-like. The transcript is spliced from 7 exons. Gene Ontology annotation, biological process: endoplasmic reticulum membrane organization; endoplasmic reticulum to Golgi vesicle-mediated transport. Lineage: Eukaryota; Metazoa; Arthropoda; Arachnida; Ixodida; Argasidae. The record is from RefSeq and is a predicted model, not a curated record. The coding region runs from base 248 to 907 and encodes 219 amino acids.
GCGCAUGCGCAUCAGUGCAGACUUCGUGAAUGCGUAAAUUGGAGUGACUCCCGAUGUUGUGUUGUCGAAUAUAAAAACAGUGACUGGUCAGUGGUCACACCACACACUCGUGAGAAAUCCUAUGAUCCAACUGACACCCUGCUGUCCUGUCAACACAGGAUCGCUUGCUUUCAUUGGAGAAAGACAACGGUGCACCAUUUACUGCUUACAGUUUACUGCGGUUGUGACUUGAUAGACAGGUAUCACCAUGCCAAAAGUUGUGUCUAGAAGCAUCGUAUGCUCCGACACAAAAGACCAAGAAGAAUACAGUGAGGAAAAACCUCUGAACGUGUACUAUUGCUUGUGCGGUAGUAUGGCUAUGAUUUUAGAUUGUGCCAUCGAGAAGCUACCUCUGCGUCCAAGAGAUGGGGCACGCGUGAUAGACGGAGCAAAGCACGCUCACAAGCUUUCAUAUAAUGCAGAUGAGACCACUUACAUCAAACGGCAAGAAGGCAUUGAGCGCCAGUAUAGGAAGAAAUGCAAGAAAUGCGGCAUGUUGCUCUUCUAUCAACACGAUACCAAAAGCACCGUGACCUUUGUGGUGAAAGGCUCGGUGUUCAGGGCGGGAGAAGGACCACUCAAGGGAGGUGUGGUGCUACAAGCUGCAGUUGAACCCAAGAAGAUUAUGGUUACAAAGCACACAAAGAACAUGGGAAAAUUCAGUUCUGUCACUGUUUCCACCAUCGAUGAAGAGGAGGAAGAGAUUGAGGCCCGAGAAGUUGCAGACUCGUACGCGAACAAUGCGAGAAUCAUCGAGAAGCAGCUGGAACGGAAAGGGAUGAACAAACGCAAGCUUAUGGAACAGGCUGCCCAUGCCGAACAAGAAGCGAAGAAGAAGAUCAUCAGGGGCACGCUUAUAGACAAAUAAUUGGCAACAUUUGUAUGCUUGUACAUAAUAAUGUUUCAUUUCUCAUCUCU